AUGGCUUUUACACUAGACGAAUUUUAUAAAUGUAUUUCCGAUCUAUAUGAUCAAUCAAAGAAAAUUCAUGAUCGAUGGCAAUUAAUUGAAACAAGCAAAGGAUCGUAUUUAAUUUAUUCAUUUAUUGAUAAUAAUUGUUUAAAAUAUGAGUUUCAUAUUGUAUAUAGUGAAAGUUAUUCUGUGCCUGUACUAUAUUUUAAUAUAAGUAAUUUAGAUGGUUCCUUAUUAUCAUUAGAUGAUGUAUGGAAAUUAUUUAUGCAUAAAAAAACUUCGAAUAUGUAUGAAACAAUUACUCAACAAGAACAUCCGAUACUUCAUCGACCAUUUUUUAUUCUUCAUCCUUGUCAUACAGAAAGUCUUCUAAGAAAAGUAGUAGAUCAGCCAACUAAAAAACGAUUCAUUUUCUGGCUUUCAAUAUAUGGACAAUCGGUUGGUUUACCACUGUCAGUUAAUUAUGCAAUUGAUUAA
Messenger RNA from Rotaria socialis, 468 nucleotides. NCBI's taxonomy places the organism in Eukaryota, Metazoa, Rotifera, Eurotatoria, Philodinida, Philodinidae. The record is from the annotation of a GenBank genome assembly.